Messenger RNA from Alosa alosa (allis shad), 2057 nucleotides. RefSeq lists its product as uncharacterized. The coding region runs from base 50 to 1186 and encodes 378 amino acids. The transcript is spliced from 4 exons. Lineage: Eukaryota; Metazoa; Chordata; Actinopteri; Clupeiformes; Clupeidae. The record is from RefSeq and is a predicted model, not a curated record.
ACAGGUUGAUACUUUAACUCUUCUAACUGUUUUGAUCAUCUUCCAAAAAAUGAAAAAGGCUCGUGAUAAAGUUGAAAGUGAGAGUGGAACAGCAGGUCCCUCCCAGCAUGAACAGUGUUCAUCAGGACGCAGUCAUAGCUCCAGCUCAGGAUCUGCCCCUGGCUUUUUGGAAGAGACUCACCUUUCUUCUUUUCAGGAGUGUAUACUGAGUUUCUCUGAAGAGGAGUGGGAGGAUUUCAGCAGCCUGCUGAACAUGUCACUGGCUGGGUCAAUGGACACCGAUGGGGAGUUCCUGGAUAAGAGCAGUUCAAUCAGAAGUGGCUCUGCUGCAUCACCUGAAAUGACAAGUGGCCCUUUGAGAGAAAUGAUGCACAGGAUGAAAGCUGCCCUGGCUACCUUGAGGAGAACUCAUACCUCUGAGGUCUCUGUGACAGCUGUUUUACACUCUGUGUCCAAAUUCUCCACUCAUACUGGUGAGCACAUCGUAUCCAACGUCUCUGAAGCCAUGAGAGAUGCGCAACAUGGAAAUACAUUCCACGACUCGACUUGCAUCAACACAAUCCUGGAAAGGCUCGUAUCCAGUGGGAAUAUCCACAAGAUCGCCAAGAACCUUGUCAGUCACCUUCAGGAUGUCCUCAUGAAUGAGAACGUCAGCCGGACAUCCAUUCCUGUGGCUGCUAGUGGAAGCACAUCAGAUUCUGAGACUUUGCCAAAUGGAACUCCAAAGCGGACUUUAAGUGCCUCUCACAUGGUUUACUCAUACGCAGAAGAAGCCAUCAAGGAUUUGCUUCAACCGUAUUUUCUUCCUGGUAUGGUUCAGAGCGCCAGUGAGGAUGUUGCCUCGGCCAGAGUUCCCCUUCUCAGGAUUCAAAGCUUCCAAUCUUCUGAUGCAGGAAGAAGUAUCCCCCAUGUGCCCUCUGAAGCUGAGUGCAAAUUUAAAGAUGUGGCCAAUCUGUUGACUCGAGUGAUGACCUUCCAGGUCAUGUAUAUAGUUGAUUCCGAGCUGGAGAAACGUCAAAAGUCAUCUUCUUCCCGGUUGUCUGAUAGAUCCAGGAUGCUGUCAUCAGCUGGUGGAGACGUAGACGACACAGCUAUGGAACGUUCCUCCACUCGACCCCCUCUGCUUCAUACCAGCCCUGAUCACUAUGGCGGUCGGUUCUCUGAAAGAGGUUUCUUUCAGAAUUGAGAUAUUCUGACUCUGCUCAGUCUGGUGCAGUGGAUGACGUCAGAGCCACCACAUCCUCUACCAGGAGCCAAAGUGCCAAAUCUGCCACUGCAGGUCAUGAGCCAGACAUGGCACUGAACUACGCAUCCCAGAAACUUGGGGACCCACUAGAUCUGUUCACCAGGGUUAUGGUUCACCAGGUCAUGGAUAUCCUCCACGUGGAACUGACCAGGCACCAAACUGAAGUUGACCCCAUUGUGCAGCAUCAGAGUGCAGGACGUCCAUCCACCGGGACCUCUGUGCCAGACAGCAGUGACUAUGGCUGUUUUGUCACAGUUCUGAUGCUCAGACUGCUGGCAAAAAUCAUGGAUCAACAAACUGCCUCUGCCGAUAUGACGGAUUGCUCCCGAGAGUUGAUUCAGAAAGUCCUCUCUGAGUUCAGCAGUGCCUCAGGAACGCCGAACUUCCUGACAUAUGAAAGCAACACCAAGAUCCAGACUUUGUACAGAAGUAUGGACAAGUUCCUUCUGAAGGAGUUUGGACCUGAGGCCAUCCUGCAAAGAGCUGUGGAGACACAGAAUGUCUCCUUUGAUAACAUCUUGCUCACGGCAUUGAGGAAAGAGCUGCUGCCUCAUUGUGACACAGAGGCAACUUCUGCCCCAUCAACUCCGACUGCUGCACCCUCUGAGCCACUUGAACCUGUGCCUGGAGCAGCAUCUGGGCAAACCACCAGGAAGAGGCCCAAACUGAGGUUCAGUAUGAAGGUGCAGUGAUAUGGCUUUGUGAUCCUUUACCUUUCCCACGUGUCCUGUUUUGAGCACAAUAACAAUAUAGUGGUUAUUCACAUGUGGAGGUAUACAGGUAGCACAGCUCAUGUGUUUCCCCAUUCCUC